Molecule: messenger RNA, 912 nt
Organism: Brettanomyces bruxellensis
Lineage: Eukaryota; Fungi; Ascomycota; Pichiomycetes; Pichiales; Pichiaceae
Exons: 1
Coding region: 1-912 (303 amino acids)
Biological process (GO): pyridoxine biosynthetic process; pyridoxal 5'-phosphate biosynthetic process; amino acid metabolic process
Molecular function (GO): amine-lyase activity
Source: RefSeq, a predicted model, not a curated record
AUGUUAAAUUCCUCCAGUAACACCUUUCAGCAUAAAAGUGGACUUGCACAAAUGCUAAAAAAUGGAGUCAUCAUGGAUGUAACCAAUCCGGAACAGGCAAAAAUUGCCGAAGAAGCUGGUGCGGUUGCAGUCAUGGCUUUGGAGAGAGUGCCGGCAGAUAUUAGAAGAGAAGGUGGAGUUGCAAGAAUGUCUAGCCCAGACAUGAUUCAGAGUAUUAUGAAGACUGUUUCCAUCCCUGUCAUGGCAAAGGCACGAAUUGGUCACUUCGUUGAAGCUCAGAUAUUGGAGAAGGUUGGUGUGGAUUUUGUUGAUGAAUCUGAAGUGCUCACGGUUGCAGAUAAGAAGAAGCACAUUGAGAAAUCGAAGUUCAAAGUUCCGUUUGUCUGUGGAGCUAGGAACCUUUAUGAGGCUUUAAGAAGAAUCGAGGAGGGAGCAGCAAUGAUCCGUACUAAAGGUGAGGCAGGGACUGGAGAUGUGAGUGAAGCUGUAUCGCAUAUUAGAAUGAUUCAAGCCCAGAUUGAAGAGGUUAUAAACCUUUUCCCCAAGGGCAUCUAUGUCGAUGACCCUAAGCUAAUAAGCUUUGCUGCAAAGAACGAUGUUAAACCUGAAUCAAUCAUUAAUUUAAUAGAAAGUAAUGGUAAGCUUCCAGUGGUUGAUUUUGCUGCUGGUGGAAUUGCUUCCCCGGCAGAUGCCGCUUUAUGUAUGCAAUUAGGCUGCGAUGGUGUAUUUGUCGGAUCUGGAAUUUUCAAGAGCUCCAAUCCUCGAAUGUUGGCAAAAGCCAUCGUCAAUGCAGUUAAUGACUUUGACGAACCAGAAAAGCUUCUACAGUGUAGCAAAGGCCUUGGAAAGUUGAUGUUUGGGGUGCAGAUCUCUGGUUUGGCCAAAAGUGAAAUUAUGGCUACCAGAGGUUAA